GCAUGACUCGGUUGCGGUGACUCGGCAGAUAUUUCGGAAGCGUUGUCAUCUAGAUAACAAAAGUCAUUAAUCAUUGGGCUUUCCGCCAUUCAUCACGUACCAUGUCCGCUGAGUGAUUAACUCGGUGCAGGGAUUCAAUUCGAUUGAAUAUUAUCAUUACAUCAUGGAUCUACUACAGGACAUUAUCUCUACAUUUUUCUUUUUCUGAACUGAAAUACGGCACUACAGAUCAAGGAACACAUCACUCGUGAUAUUAACCAGAAAGCCAGAUUUCAUAUGUUUUCAUGAUCGAGAUCAGACUAUAUUAUGACAUCUUCCCGUGAUGAAGCCAGAUGUACCGGUCGAGGUGUACCACCGGGCCGUGGCCCGUAUGAUGUCGGGUGUGGAGACGUCAUGACAGACAUCGUCGAACCGGGUAUACUCCUGAGGCUAUUUUAUCCGAUCGACAGAACGGAUCAGGGGAUUCCCCUGGAGGUACGCCCUCCCUGGUUGCCUAGCGACCACUACGCUGAAGGAUACGCCAAUGUGGGCGGGGUCAAGUGUUUAGGAUCACAGGUCAAGAGUCUUUUAGAAAACAUCAAAUUACCUGUCUGGUGGCACGGUAAACUGAGCGAGUCAAAGGCCAAGUAUCCAGUGAUCAUCUUCAGCCAUGGCAUGGGGGGCUGCAGGACCACCUACACCAGUAUCUGUAUGGACAUUGCGUCGUGUGGAUGCGUGGUGGCAGCGGUAGAACACAGAGACAACUCUGGAUGCCACUCCUUUUUCAUAAAGAAUACUAGCGACGAUAAACCGAUGGCGACCAACGGCGACCAGCAGUUAUUACAGCCAAACUACCAGGCCGUGGACUUCAUCAAGGCACCGUAUGAAGACCCCGAACUACGUCUGAGACAGAUCACACAAAGACGUGACGAGUGUAUCGCUAGCCUCAACUUUCUCGAAGUCCUCGAUGAUGGCCUCAACUAUGAAAGCGACAUCGAUAAGGACUUUGAUCUCUCAGAAUUCAAGGGGCGGUUAGAUUUGUCAUCUGCAGCAAUGUGUGGCCAUUCAUACGGAGGAGCUACUGCAAUAGCUACCCUCAGCAAAGAAAAAAGAUUCAAAUGUGGGGUAGCGUGUGACCCGUGGGGCUACACUCUUUCGCUUGAUGAGAGUUUUCGGUGCGUCGAUCAGCCCAUGCUCAUCAUCAACACGGAGAAGUUUCAGUUCAAAGACAACAUGGAACACCUCUUGUGCUUGAUGCCGGAUACGGAGGCGACAUCGGGGUCCAGGCAGAUGAUCACGAUAAGAGGAACUGAUCAUCAAUGUCAGACUGAUAUGGGGUUCGUCUUUCCUUAUUUCCUUGCCAAACUCCUCAAUAUGCGAGACAAACUACAUCCUAGGGUUGCCAUAGAAACCAACAAUGAUGCGAUGAUCAACUUUCUCUCGCAAUAUAUCAGCCUGGAAAAAGGAGCUGGAAUGAUGAAAUUCAACGCGAUGUCAAACCCGCUCAUCAUGAUCGGGCACAAUGUUAACAUGAACCCAUCACCUUGGUGGAAAAGGCGCGCUGAUAAGAAAUAGCGCGGGAAAGUUUCACCGACCGACACAAGUCAGUGACAGCGCUUACUACAUGGCCACCAUACUUUGACAUGCUUUGACAAAGUAAAAUUAAUUUUAUUGUGUAUUAUUUUGGGCUUGACGAGACUCUCACAGGGCUUUGGUAGUCAUUUUACAUGUGCGGUAGGUCAUAAAUCGCUAACACCAGACUUGGUGGAAACACCAUUAAUGGGUGACAGUAUCGCACCCACCAAAUUACCCGUAGUCCCAUCAAAAAAAUACCCCUUUCUUGAAGAGUCUUUGGGUAAGGUGAAUGUAAGAUAAUAAUUUUCCAUAUUGGGCGAUUGGUGGGAAAUGCAGAGAAUUACAUACAACUGAAGGCUAUAUAGCAGUGAUUGACACCUUUUACUGGAUAUUACACCCGAAUGGUAUCAAAUUCCCAAUGAGAGCCCACUACUAUGCGCCUUCAAGUAAAUUCUUUAAAACAUAAAAAAUAUCAAAUGAAAUUAAAUCUUGUUGCUAUUCCCUUUUGGGGAAAAUAAACUUUCGAGUAAUUUAAUUGAAACAGUUUUCGUGUGUGAAAUUCCGGGACGACUUGCAUGCCAAGGGAACAAGACAAUUUACACACAAAAUAGAAGUCAUAUUACUAUGAUACAUCCGACAACAGAUGGCGACAUAUCAAUGAUGGUCAUGUUUAAUUAUUGGACUAACCAAUUUGCAUAGAAGUUAUGUUUAUGCUGUGAAAAUUGUUCCUUUUUAUAAUGUUGUAUCCGAAAAUAUUACUAUGAAGUAUUACCUUCCCCCCCCCCUCCCAAAUUGCAGAAUGGUAUCACUAUGUGUACACUAUGUCUUGAUUGAAUGUACACUAUGUCUUGAUUGUACUAUAUUAGUGUUUAUACUUAUGGAAAAUAUGUGUGUGUUUAUAAUGUAUGAGACAAUGUACUGUGUUUAUACUGUAAGAACAAUUAUGUUCCUAUUUAUCAUUUUGUAUAAUCAUGAAAUCUGAAUAAAGACAAAAAAGCUUUUAAAAAAUGCUGAGCUAUAUAUGAAACAUGAAUUACGUUUGAUGAAGAAAGGCGAUGUUUACGAUUUCUUGUAGUUUUGUGACAGAAAUAUUUUUAUUGAAGAAUAACGGUUAGGCCCGCGACUGACAUUUUUAAGUAUUCUUUAAAUUAAUAAAUAAUAAAUAUGACCGUUAAUGAG
Molecule: messenger RNA, 2733 nt
Organism: Strongylocentrotus purpuratus (purple sea urchin)
Lineage: Eukaryota; Metazoa; Echinodermata; Echinoidea; Camarodonta; Strongylocentrotidae
Product: platelet-activating factor acetylhydrolase
Exons: 11
Coding region: 307-1554 (415 amino acids)
Molecular function (GO): 1-alkyl-2-acetylglycerophosphocholine esterase activity
Source: RefSeq, a predicted model, not a curated record